UUCCAUCAAUUCUUUUGUCCCUCCUUUGUCAUGCAAACCCACAACUUUUUUUUUCUCUUUCUUUUCUUUGAAACCAAACAGAAAAUUGAAUUUUCUUUUCCAAGUUAUUCUUCUAAGCCUUUGGUUGUUUGGCAAUAAUAGUACAGAUGGUGAAGAGAUAAAAUUAAGUUAAGAAAAAGGAAAAAGAAGAAGAAAUUAGUAGUGGGAAUGGAAGGGUUGGAUGGUUUGAUAGAGAGGCUAUUGGAAGCAAGAAAAUGUAGAGGAAAAAGAAUACAGAUGAGUGAGUCUGAGAUCCGCCAACUUUGUAUUACUGCCAAGGAUGUCUUCCUCAGCCAGCCCAAUCUCUUGGAAUUAGAAGCUCCCAUCAAUGUUUGUGGAGACAUACAUGGACAGUACUCAGACCUCCUCCGGUUAUUCGAAUAUGGGGGUUUUCCCCCUGACUCCAACUACCUACUCCUGGGAGACUACGUGGAUAGAGGAAAACAAAGUAUAGAGACAAUAUCCCUUCUCCUCUGCUACAAGAUCAAGUACCCUGAUAACUUCUUUCUCCUCCGAGGAAACCAUGAAUGUGCUUCCAUCAACAGAAUCUACGGCUUCUACGACGAGUGCAAGCGCCGCUUCAGUGUCCGCCUGUGGAAGAUUUUCACCGACUGCUUCAACUGUUUACCGGUCGCCGCUAUCAUCGAGAAUAAAAUAUUGUGCAUGCAUGGUGGGCUGUCGCCGGAGAUAGAGAGCUUGGAUCAGAUAAGGGCCAUAGAGAGGCCGGUGGAUGUGCCGGACCAAGGCCUCUUGUGUGAUCUGCUGUGGGCUGAUCCUGACAGAGAUAUCAAGGGAUGGGGGGAGAAUGAUAGGGGUGUUUCCUAUACUUUUGGAGCUGAUAAGGUGGCCGAAUUCUUGAAGAAGCAUGAUCUUGAUCUCAUAUGUCGAGCCCAUCAGGUUGUGGAAGAUGGAUACGAAUUCUUUGCAGAGAGGCAGCUGGUAACAAUAUUCUCAGCUCCAAACUACUGUGGAGAAUUCAACAAUGCAGGGGCACUGAUGAGUGUAGAUGCAAGUUUGCUUUGCUCAUUUCAGAUUCUCAAACCCUUCAAAGCAAAGGAGUGAUGAGUGUAAAACAAAACCCUCAACAGUGGUAUCAGCAAGCUGUGAAAAGAAUGCUUAUAGGUGUGACUACUCUGUAACUAUUAAAUUAACAAAUAAGGAGACAACCCAUCCAUAUCGACUUGCCUUUGCUACCAUCUCUCAUCACUGACAUCACUUAUUAACUCCUGUGUAAAUAUUGUUGGUCCCCAUGACUUAAAACAUUGUUUGCUUCCAACAUGUUAAUAUUCAUGGUUUCAAAAA
Molecule: messenger RNA, 1341 nt
Organism: Vitis riparia (riverbank grape)
Lineage: Eukaryota; Viridiplantae; Streptophyta; Magnoliopsida; Vitales; Vitaceae
Product: serine/threonine-protein phosphatase PP1-like
Exons: 3
Coding region: 208-1101 (297 amino acids)
Cellular component (GO): nucleus; cytoplasm
Molecular function (GO): protein serine/threonine phosphatase activity
Source: RefSeq, a predicted model, not a curated record